Messenger RNA from Penicillium odoratum, 1599 nucleotides. RefSeq names its product Cytochrome P450 61. The transcript is spliced from 4 exons. The record is from RefSeq and is a predicted model, not a curated record. Gene Ontology annotation, biological process: sterol metabolic process. NCBI's taxonomy places the organism in Eukaryota, Fungi, Ascomycota, Eurotiomycetes, Eurotiales, Aspergillaceae. The coding region runs from base 1 to 1599 and encodes 532 amino acids. Gene Ontology annotation, molecular function: oxidoreductase activity, acting on paired donors, with incorporation or reduction of molecular oxygen; heme binding; monooxygenase activity.
AUGGAUGUUGAAUUCAUUAGCAACUCUAGUGUUCAACAUGAUUGUUCACAAGCUUGGCCUGCCGCGUCCAAAAUUGGAGAGCUCGUACCGGAUUUUCUUGUUGGCUGGUGCACCUGGCAAUAUGUCGUGACCUUUUUGUUAGGAGUGGUGAUUUAUGACCAGGUUAUGUAUAUCAAACACAAAGGCUCUAUUGCUGGGCCUUCAUUCAAGAUUCCUCUUAUAGGUCCGUUUCUCCAAGCUCUAGACCCGAAGUUCGAAGAGUACCUUGCUCAAUGGGCAAGCGGACCCCUCAGCUGCGUGUCGGUAUUUCACAAGUUUGUUGUCCUUGCCUCCGACCGGGAUAUCGCACACAAAGUUUUCAAAUCCCCUUCAUACGCGGAACCCUGCAUAGUGCCUCUUGCUAAAGACAUCUUGGGACACAAAUCAUGGGUCUUUCUCCAAGGCAAAGCCCACACCGAGUAUCGUCGGGGGUUAACCCCUCUGUUCACCAACAGAGCUUUGGCAACCUACUUUCCUAUUCAAGAGAGAGUGUUCGCCGACUACUUUGACAAGUUUGUCACCGCCAGUCAGGAAAAUUACAACCAACCAAUGGCCUUCAUGACCAUGUUCCGUGAGAUCAAUUGUGCGAUUUCAUGUCGCACCUUCUUCGGGGAUUAUAUAUCCCAAAGUGCGGUCAAAAAGAUUGCUGAUGACUUUUACCAUGCCACCGCCGCCCUAGAGUUGGUAAAUAUCCCUCUUUCGAUUUACAUUCCAUUCACAAAGCCAUGGAAAGGAAAGCGGAUAGCCGAUGCAGUUCAUGUUGAGUUCGCCAAAUGCGCGGCGAGAUGCAAGGAAAACAUGGUCGCCGGAGCGAACCCGACCUGUAUCGUUGACCACUGGGUGCUGCAUAUGAUGGAUUCAAAAAAGUAUUAUGAAAAAGUCGCCGCAGGCGAUACGGACGCAGCGAAGCCCACAAAUCUCAUUCGCGAGUUCACAAACGAAGAGAUUGGAGAGACGCUAUUCACCUUCCUCUUCGCAUCCCAAGAUGCAUCUAGCAGCGCGACAACCUGGCUCUUCCAGAUCCUGGCCCAGCGACCUGAUGUACUCGAUCGACUCCGGGAGGAGAAUCUCGCCGCACGAAAUGGCGACAGAAGCAAGCCUUGCGAUCUCGCUAUGCUGGAAUCUCUAACCUACACCAGUGCUGUCAUUAAGGAGCUUCUCCGUCACAGGCCGCCAGUUAUCUUCGUUCCUUACCUGGCUAAGAAGGACUUCCCAAUUACGCCGAAUUACACCGUUCCCAAGGGGUCUAUGGUAAUUCCCUCUUGUUAUCCGGCUCUGCAUGAUCCGGAAGCGUACCCAGAGCCGGAGGUUUUUGAUCCUGAUCGCUGGAUCACUGGGGAUGCUGAGUCCAAAACGAAGAACUGGCUCGUAUUUGGAGCGGGCUCCCAUGAUUGUCUUGCAAGGAGAUAUGUGCCCUUGUCCAUGGCAGCAAUGAUUGGUAAAGCAGCGAUGGAACUCGACUGGGUGCACCAUGCGACAGACAAAUCCGAGGAGAUCAGGGUAUUUGCCACUCUAUUCCCAAUGGAUGGGGCUCAACUGGUGUUCACGAAACGCGCAUAA